UGUGACUAAAGCGCCAUCUCUCCGGCAGCACACUCCAGGCUGCAUUCACUCACUGGGUCUGCAGGCACUGAGAGCCACCUCUGAAUUCAAAGCGCAUUAGACUCGUCUCCGCGCAGCGCCUGGACGUCUCUGCAGGAAACAGCAAAUAUACGGAAAUACCAGCAGCGUGCUUCAAAUAUACAGUUGCCUUUUGUUCUCUGGGUCCAGCCAGCUGCAGACAGUUUGCUGCCCUAGAGCUAGUGGCCGGCUUGCUUUCCGCCAAACAUGGGGCGCAAAGAGAGAACCACAUUGGAUGGAGGGAGGAGAUAGAUAAAUAGACUGAUAAGGGGAAUAGAAAGGGGAAGAGAGGAGGAAAAAGCUCCGCGUCGAUUUUUCCGCGGAGCAGCACUACCACAAAAUCUGACCUCGACCUCCUCGGACGGUGGGAAACUGGUUGUUGAAAUGGAGAUGUCGAGAUUUUCUUUCAGCCCGUCUCCUCCUCCAACACACAUGCUGCUGAGGCUGAUGAUGAUGUUUGCGUAGGAGUGUUUUAUUUUGCGGGCAGCGUUCAGUCUCUUCUGUUCAAACAACUCCAGACAAGCGGUGGAUGGAACUCUGUGUGUGGCUGACACAUUUUCCCCGAGAUAUUAUUGUUAUUGGAGCAUUUUUUCGCCUUUGGAGUGUUUUUUCAGUUGCUUCUCUGCAAGUCUGGAAUUGGACUGAUUUUUUUUGCAUGCUGAUUGCAAGAAUGUGUGUGGAAAAGUAGUCCGGCAGCAAAGAAUAUAUAUAUUAUUUAAUUUUAACUAAUAACUUAAGAGGAUCAGGCCCAGCGGGGGUUAUCUGGACUCCAGUCGAGCUCCAUCUCUACUUCGAUAGCUGGCACUUCAAUGUUUUGCUGAUUACUUUGCUGACAUUGGGGGCUUUAGGUCGCAUUAUUCAGUGACUGAGGUCGACACAAACUACAACCAGCAGAGGUCGGGACCUGAGCUCCCAGGAGCCACCACUACCCUCGAUGUGACCCGGUGAAUUCCUCUUAUCUCUGAAGGGUGUUGAUGGAGAGCCAUUCGAAUGACAGCCGGGACAGUGGUCAUCACUGGUGGAAUUCUAGCUACAGUUAUAUUACUCCUUAUCAUCGCAGUACUGUGCUACUGUAGGCUGCAGUAUUAUUGCUGCAAGAAGGAAGAGUCCGAGUCGGAGGAGGAGGAGCCAGACUUUGCCGUUACGUCCCGCCUUCCACCGGUCCACUCCAAUCACAACAUUGUGGCGGCGACGGCCGCCGCCUCCUCCAUCCCCAAUGGCCCCGCCCUCUUCUCCACCCCUCCGCUGGCCAGGAAACUAACGCGCUCACAGACCUUCUGUCCUUCCUGUACGCACUAUGAGCUGCCUUUCUACCUCCAGCCGCCUCCCCCUCAGCCGCAGAUCCUCCAUCCGCCAGAUGGGUUGAGGAACGGAGGCGACCGGAUCAGCUACCGCAGCGUCCAGCAGCAGGAUCUGGACCUGCCAGUGCCUGUGAACAUCACAAACUAUCGUAAACCAAACCUCGCCCGGUCCGUCACCAUGAGGGACAUGUUCACACGCAGCUGCAGCAUCAGCACUGAUGUUUAGCUGGGGGCGAGGUUGGUGUAAAUUUGAAAGAAUCGGGAUGGCCUAGGCGGGACUGGGCUUGAGCCAGACUGUGUGUUUGUCAUCUUGACCAGUUUAGUCCAGUCUAGUAUGGUCUGAUCUAGUCUGGUCUCGUCCUACUGGUCACCUCUUGCAGAAUGAAGGACAGAUGGCUCUCAGGACAGGAUUUUAAAAGUACUAUGCUCAGGUCCGGGACCUUACACUUGGGCCACUAUAGAGUAUAAAGUAUUUAAAAGAUGUUAAAUUAUCAAAAACAUGAACUUCUUGGUUUGUUUUGUUUUGAAUAGCUCUUUUUUAACAAUAAGAAUGGAAUUUGUUUUACGAUUUGAUAAAGUUUGUGUAGCCCUUCUUCCUCUGGACUCUUCAACCCAUGGCCUGAAAGACACACAGAUUCCCGCCAUGUCAAAAUGACAUAAUCGGCAGGGAUUUUCUCUCUGCCAUAGCUGCUACUGUACAAACAAAAUAUGAUUAGGAGAAGUCCAGUGUUUCCCUCUCCCAUGAUGGUAUGAUCUGUCUGUUCCUCCAUCCACAGAUUAAAGAGAUUAUAAAAUAUCACUCACCACCAGUGGAGGAAGGGGGAUGCCAUGUUUUUAGCUGCAACCCACUGACAUUUCAGAUAGAUAACUUAGGCCAUAAUAUUUUAAGACAUAAAGGGCUCACAGAAGAUGGAAAUCCCUGCUUGUUUUCCACAUCCUUUCAUAGAGGUCUCCAGUUUGGCGAGAGGCUGGUUUCUCUGAGCGUCUGCUGACAACACAAAGUGCAUAUCCAGUAUACUACACUUCAGCAGAGACAGACCUCUGUGUUCUUGCAGGUGCCAAAGGGGAAUGGGUUCUUGCAUAUGUGUGCAUUUGUGUGACUGUGCUUGCAUGCAUGUGUGCGUGUGUGUGUAUAACUCGAUCAGUUGUUAUACCAGGAUUCUUAUCCCAUACAAUUAGACACAGUCUGUUUCCCCUAUGUAUACUGAACCCAGUGGUGGGUUGCAAUAACAUUUUAAACAUUUAUUAUAAAGGGUGAAGGGAUUGUAUUAGUUUGCCACUUUACCUUUAAAUUUAUGCUAACGACCCAACCAGAUGAUGUGACAAACUCUAUUUUGUAAAUGUUUAUUUUGCUGAUUAAUGCUAUAACACAGAAGUUUUCAGGU
Molecule: messenger RNA, 2743 nt
Organism: Centropristis striata (black sea bass)
Lineage: Eukaryota; Metazoa; Chordata; Actinopteri; Perciformes; Serranidae
Gene: fam163ba
Product: family with sequence similarity 163 member B, genome duplicate a
Exons: 3
Coding region: 1048-1584 (178 amino acids)
Source: RefSeq, a predicted model, not a curated record